Molecule: messenger RNA, 3565 nt
Organism: Meleagris gallopavo (turkey)
Lineage: Eukaryota; Metazoa; Chordata; Aves; Galliformes; Phasianidae
Source: RefSeq, a predicted model, not a curated record
CUGCUUGCACAUGUUCUCUGAACCUGGUUGUUUGCAUAACCAGAAGCAUAUUUCCUGACUGGCGUGCAGCCCUGGGGUUUAUUAGCUGUAGUCUCGGAUGGAGAAUAAGGAUGGUUGUUCAUCUAUCAGCCACGAAAGACCCUGUCCAUGAGGAUAUUCCUGUGCACAGAGGCAUCUGUUUGACCUUUGCAUUACAAUGCAGAUUUGGAAUCACUGAUGCUGCUUUGUACCAGAGGCAUUGCUGAGGUUCCAUGUGCAGCCAUGGACUUGGAGAAACCAUCUGUCUGGGGAUCCCUGAAGCAGAGAACGAGGCCGUUCCUGCAAAACUUAAGUGUGAGGAAGACGAAGAAGAGGUCGAGCAAGAUGGUGGUGAGCAAGAUCCGCUCCCUGGACCGACGCCUCAGCGUGUCGGUGCCUGACAUGCUGGAGGUGGAGACUCUCACCGAAGAAGAAACAACGUAUUCAAGCACUCAGAUGCUGUCCAGUGGCUACCCCCGUGGUGCCCCCAGGCCUAUGGUGUCUCUGAAAAGAAGGAACUCAUCGAUGAGGCCAGAGGGAGAGGGCUGGCCGUGGCUGCAGCCUUCAGCUGCGUGCACAGAGCCAGCUGUGGCCCACUUGGAUGUGCCUAUGGCAGACGGCCCUGUGUCCGAGGGCAAGCGGCCGUCCAGCAAUGACCUCUUGGAGCUGCUGCAGAGAGCCCACCUGAGCACUGAGCUGGCAAACGAGAUGAUGGAGGAAUGUGGAGGAAUGGAUUUAGAGUCGUCAGUAUCUUCUCAAAUGUUUGAUGAUCAGAUGGGUGCAGAGGAAGGAAGUGAUUGUUUGAGCCACCUGCCCAGCCCCUUUGCUUACCUGCUGACCAUCCACCUGAAAGAAGGCCGGAACCUGGUUAUCAGAGAUCGCUGCGGUACAAGUGACCCGUAUGUGAAAUUCAAACUGAAUGGGAAAACUCUGUACAAAAGUAAGGUAGUCUACAAGAACCUAAACCCAGUUUGGGAUGAGACUGUCGUGCUGCCCGUACAGACCCUCGAUCAAAAACUCUGGAUCAAGGUGUACGAUCGAGACUUAACCUCUUCUGACUUCAUGGGUUCGGCAUUUGUAGUGCUCGCUGAACUUGAACUCAAUAGAACUACUGAACAGGUUUUAAAACUGGAAGAUCCCAACAGUUUAGAAGAUGACAUGGGAGUGAUUGUAUUAAACUUGAGUCUAGCAGUCAAGCAAGGAGACUUCAAGAGAAAUAGAUGGUCAAGUCGGAAGAAGAGAUCUUCAUCCAAGUCGAGUUUCACGCGGAGCGCGCGGCUCUCUGACUCUUUGCGCAAGAACCAGCUGUGGAAUGGACAGGUCACCAUUACGCUCCUGGAAGGGAGGAACAUCCCCUUAGGGGGCUUGGCAGAGGUUUUCAUUCUCCUGAAACUGGGAGAUCAAAGAUACAAGAGUAAGACACUGUGUAAGAGUGCAAAUCCUCAGUGGAGGGAACAGUUUGAUUUUCACUACUUCUCUGACAGGAAGGAUAUGUUGGACAUUGAGGUCUGGAGAAAGGAUAACAAAAAGCAUGAGGAGCUUUUGGGAACAUGUAAAGUUGACAUUUCUGCCCUGUCAAUGAAGCAGACAAAUUACUUAGAGCUGCCUCUGGAAAAACAUCCGGGGUCCCUGAUAAUGCUGAUUGCUGUCACCCCUUGUACGGGAGUGUCCAUCUCUGAUCUGUGUGUCUGCCCUCUGGGAGACCCCAGUGAAAGAAAGCAGAUUGCACAGCGCUAUAGUAUAAAGAAUUCCUUUAGAGACAUGAAGGACGUUGGUUUCUUACAGGUCAAAGUUUUAAAGGCAGUUGACCUCCUGGCAGCAGAUUUUGCAGGUAAAAGUGAUCCUUUCUGUGUGUUGGAGCUGGGAAAUGACAGUCUUCAAACGCACACCGUUUACAAGAACCUCAAUCCAGAGUGGAACAAAGUUUUCACAUUCCCUAUUAAAGAUAUUCAUGACGUUCUGGAAGUGACAGUGUUUGAUGAAGAUGGAGAUAAACCCCCUGAUUUUCUUGGAAAAGUUGCUAUCCCUUUGCUGUCUAUCAAAAAUGGCAAACAAAGUUGUUACAUGCUGAAGAAUAAAGACUUGGAACGUGCUUCAAAAGGAGUAAUUUACUUAGAGCUGGAUGUCCUAUUUAAUCCCAUCAAAGCAACUAUUAGAACAUUCAAGCCCCGCGAAAAGCGCUUCACCGAGGAGAACCGCAAAUUUUCUAAGAAGAUCUUAUCGAGAAAUGUUGAUCGUGUGAAAAAAAUCACCAUGGCAAUAUGGAAUACAAUACAAUUCCUUCGGAGCUGUUUUCUCUGGGAGUCCACGGUAAAGAGCAUGAUAGCAUUUGUGGUAUUUGUGGUCACUGUAUGGAGCGUUGAACUGUACAUGGUGCCCCUGGCUCUGCUGGUGCUUUUUGCAUACAACUUCUCCCUUGUCAGAACAGGGAAGGUCAGCAACACCCAGGAUGCCCAGGAGCUUAUGGGCUUGGAUGAAGAUGACGAUGAGGAAGAUAAGGAAUGUGAGAAAAAGGGACUAAUUGACAGAAUCCACAUGGUCCAAGAGAUUGUUGUAGCUGUUCAAAGCGUUCUAGAGGAAGUUGCAUCGUUUGGAGAGAGAAUUAAAAACACAUUGAACUGGACGGUGCCCUUCCUCUCAGUUCUGGCCUGCUUGUUCCUCGCAGCAGCAACAGUUAUUUUGUACUUUAUACCGCUGAGGUACAUUAUUUUAAUCUGGGGCAUAAAUAAAUUUACUAAGAAGCUUAGAAAUCCCUAUGCCAUCGAUAAUAACGAGCUACUAGAUUUCCUCUCCAGGGUACCAUCUGAUGUUCAAAAGGUGCAGCAUGCUGAAUUGAAACCAUACAGCAGCUCCAGCCCCAUUAGGAAGAAACGGAGUGCUCUAUAGGAUGAAGUACGAUUUCGGAAUGCAGCAUCUCUCUCUGUAACCCCCCACAUGUACACACGUGCUUCCCCCUUCUCUUCGUAGUUCAGAACAACACAAUAAUUUGUUUUUGUUUUUUGUUUUUUUUAAUUUUUAUUUAAGCUGGUCUUUUUGAUAAAUACCUAUUUGAGUUGUCUUUUUGGGCUGUCUCUUGGCAUCAAGAUGUAGCCCCUAAAGAGCAGACUGAAACAUGUGAAUUAGUUUGUAGGGUGGGGAGUAGUGUGGGAGGGUAUGGUGCCACUGCAUUGCCUCUUUUUAUUUUUAUUUUGCUUCAAUUGCAGAGGCUAUGCUGGAUGUGGCAGCGCUCCAUUUUUUUAUGUAGGAGGAAAUAAUUCUGCCUAGCGUAGCAGAUCAGCUGAGCUGAUGUGAGGAGAUGCUCUGAACCAGUUUUUAACAUAUCCAACAGAUUUACAUUAAGAUAUGAAAGCUAUUCUUUUCUGAGUUAAAUCACUGUGCCUAGAAAGGUUUAAGCUCUGAAUUAACGAGUCUUUGAUACCCAUCUUCUGUUCAAGCAGUGUACAUUUUAAAAAGUUUUUUAUCAUAAUUAGCAGAGUGAGGAGCUCCAGCAGUAUCUCAAUAUUUUAUCCAGCACUUGUGGGUUUUUCCUUUUUCCCCUUUCUUUAAA